Molecule: messenger RNA, 965 nt
Organism: Sitophilus oryzae (rice weevil)
Lineage: Eukaryota; Metazoa; Arthropoda; Insecta; Coleoptera; Curculionidae
Product: death-associated protein kinase related-like
Exons: 3
Biological process (GO): intracellular signal transduction; positive regulation of apoptotic process; protein phosphorylation
Cellular component (GO): nucleus
Molecular function (GO): ATP binding; protein serine/threonine kinase activity
Source: RefSeq, a predicted model, not a curated record
GUUCUGGUGUUGGAAUUGGCCGCGGGCGGAGAACUCCAACACAUCUUGGACAGCGGUCAGUGCCUGGGAGAAAUGGAAGCCCGCAAAGCCAUGAAACAGAUCCUCGAGGGAGUUUCGUACUUGCACGACCGCAACAUUGCCCAUCUCGACCUCAAACCUCAAAACCUACUACUCUCGGUGGAGGACAGCUGUGACGACAUCAAGUUGUGCGACUUUGGUAUUUCAAAAGUUCUGCAACCUGGUGUUACAGUGCGGGAAAUUUUAGGUACUGUAGAUUAUGUAGCACCCGAAGUGCUUAGUUACGAGCCCAUAUGCUUAUCGACUGAUAUUUGGUCUGUGGGAGUCCUGGCCUACGUACUUUUGUCCGGUUUCAGUCCGUUCGGAGCAGACAGCAAGCAGCAGACGUUCUUAAACAUAUCCAAGUGCUCGCUGAGCUUCGAACCUGAACACUUUGGCGACGUAUCGAGUUCGGCCAUAGAUUUUAUCAAGGGCGCUCUUGUGGUUGAUCCAAGAGAGAGGCCUACGGUUCACGAACUCCUCGACCAUCCGUGGAUCUCGCUGAAGUCCAACCUAGCGCCCGUCCUCGCCCUGCCCACGGAUCCGAAUCCCAUCACCCCGAAAUCGACGCCGAUCAGCCAGCGAAAGAGCUUCAGCUGCAUAACGACGACGACGACGACGGACGGACCAUCGCCCAAAUCCAAAGACUUUCCGUCGCAUAAGCGCAACACUUUGAACGGGUCCUUUCCCGAACCCGGCGUCCGUACGUACACAGUCACCGCUAACUGUCUUUGUCCGCAGUGCGGGACGGCGUGCAGACACCUGUCACACCCGCCCGUCACCAAGACAACCAUCACCAUCGACCGGGGCAUUCUGUGUUAGUUAGUUCUUAUCGGUCCGGUGUAUGUGUCCGCCGUGCCUUUUGUUGAUACUUUGGAGCUGUUUUGAUUUGGCCACUAGAUUAUUUU